AUGAAAUUGCACUUGCUUGACGCCAAAUCUGGAGCGACAAAGGAUAUCCAGCUUUCGCAGGAUGCCGUGUUCUCCGAUCUACAGAAAGCCGUAUCCGAGAAUUUUCAGAUUUCAACAUUUGUGCUUGUUUUCGGUGGAACGUAUUUAAAUCACCAAGGUUCAACGACUUUGGAGCAAAUGGGAAUUGUGUCGGGAGAUAAGCUGCAUAUAUAUCCAGGUGCAGUGGAAGAAAGCAGAGCAACACAUGCCUCAUUGGCUCUUCCUCCUGAGCCACGUCCAACAAGGGAAUGUUCGUCCGCGGAAUUACCUCCAGAUGCGCCAACACUUCCGCUCUUACCAGAACAAGCUCACCGGGAGCCACCACCACCUACCGGUGUACAUCCUGAUACAGAAUUCUACAGGCUCGGUGAUGACCCAAAUGAUCCAUUAGCAACGAGACAUGGCCAUAGAGCCCCGAAUUUCCCAGCUCCAAAUCCACUGAAUCCUUUUGGACAUGGUCCGCUUGGACCGCUGGGGCAACCAGGAGGCCCACUUGGUCCAGCAUCGCAUGGUUUCGAUCCGUUUGAUCCGCGCUCGUCUGAAAUAAUGCCCGGCCGUCCACAGUAUGACCCAACUCAACCUCGCAUUUUGCCCUUCAAUCCUACCGACGAAGGACCAAGCCGAACUGAUCGUACUGGAAGCUUUGGACGUCGUCAUGGUGGAAACGACUAUAUU
This is a messenger RNA of Mesorhabditis belari, 714 nucleotides long. The record is from the annotation of a GenBank genome assembly. NCBI's taxonomy places the organism in Eukaryota, Metazoa, Nematoda, Chromadorea, Rhabditida, Rhabditidae.